GGCACGACACUUCCGGCGGCGCCUUGAGGAGCGUGCACAAGCACUUCCGGGUUGUGCGUAGCCGCAGGCGCGACCCCCGUGCCGGCCUCGAGUUUGGUGUCGUGCGACGCACAGCGGGAAUCGCUGUAACCCUGCGCUAUGUCUCGGUACGACCGGGCCAUCACUGUCUUCUCCCCAGACGGACACCUGUUCCAAGUGGAAUAUGCCCAGGAAGCGGUGAAAAAAGGAUCCACAGCGGUUGGAAUUCGAGGCACUAAUAUAGUUGUGCUCGGCGUUGAAAAAAAAUCUGUUGCCAAGCUUCAAGAUGAAAGAACUGUGAGGAAAAUUUGUGCCCUUGAUGACCAUGUCUGCAUGGCUUUUGCAGGACUGACUGCUGAUGCUCGAGUAGUAAUAAAUAGAGCCCGUGUGGAGUGCCAGAGUCAUAAGCUUACAGUUGAGGACCCCGUCUCUGUAGAAUAUAUAACUCGCUUCAUAGCAACCUUAAAACAGAAAUACACUCAGAGCAAUGGACGAAGACCUUUUGGUAUUUCUGCCUUAAUCGUAGGUUUUGAUGAUGAUGGUAUCCCAAGACUAUAUCAGACUGAUCCCUCUGGUACUUACCAUGCUUGGAAGGCAAAUGCAAUAGGUCGAAGUGCUAAAACUGUCCGAGAAUUUCUAGAAAAGAAUUACACAGAAGAUGCUAUAGCAAAUGACAAUGAAGCUAUCAAAUUAGCAAUACGAGCUUUGCUAGAAGUUGUCCAGUCUGGUGGAAAAAACAUUGAACUUGCUAUAAUAAGAAGAAACCAACCUUUGAAGAUGUUUAGUGCCAAAGAAAUUGAAUUACAGGUAAAUGAAAUAGAAAAGGAAAAGGAAGAAGCAGAGAGGAAGAAAUCAAAGAAGACUGUUUAAUUCUUUGGAUAAGCAGUGGGAAUUUUAAUAUUUUGUUGUACUCCUUAGAACUAUUUAGUGAAAUUUUACAGGAAAUAAGUUGAUUUGCAACAUAACAUUUAGUAGUUAUGUGUUGUUUUGAGAAUUUUAGAUUUGUAGCUUUCUUCAGUCUGUUACAUGGACAAAUUUACAUUAGUGUGAAGAUUUUCUUUGAAAAAAAGAGUUCAGAAAUUGUUGAAAGCAGUCAUAAUUUUACAUAGGCCUGAGAUUAUACUUUAUAACUUACCCAGCAUGUUACUUUCUUCAUAUGUGCAAGCUUAAAUUUAAAAAAUUAAUAAUUUGGUGCCAUUUGAGCGUUGACUGUCAAAGAUAGCUGUUCCAAAAUAAACUGAAUAUAAUACUGGGUUGCA
Messenger RNA from Vicugna pacos (alpaca), 1277 nucleotides. RefSeq names its product proteasome 20S subunit alpha 8 (gene PSMA8). Gene Ontology annotation, biological process: ubiquitin-dependent protein catabolic process. NCBI's taxonomy places the organism in Eukaryota, Metazoa, Chordata, Mammalia, Artiodactyla, Camelidae. Gene Ontology annotation, cellular component: proteasome core complex; proteasome core complex, alpha-subunit complex. The record is from RefSeq and is a predicted model, not a curated record.